AUGUCUGCUCCAUUCGAGGAUAUGGACCCGGCCGGCCCUUCGCCAGAAGACCGCGUCAAUGCGAUGCGCGGCUACAAAGCCACUCUCAACAACCCCCGUGUCUCGGACGACGCCAAAAACAAUGCAAAAGACGUGCUAGACAACCAGCUGGGCGGUGACCAGCCGAGACAGGAUCUUGCUAUGCAUACACCUUGUGAGCUUGCGCAUGCUGACCUGACAUUCUCCCUCUCGAACAGCGCGACCAAGAACCCCCGUGUCUCCGAAGACGCCAAGAAUCGGGCUCAGGAGAAAUUGGGUCAGCUGAGCAAUGCCAUUGCUGAACAGAGUCAGCAGGAGCAGCCGAUGUCUGGACGUUGUAUACUAUCUUCCGGUGCAGGUUUGCCUAGAGUGCAGUUGAUCGAUACAAAGUUGGAAGUAGAGGACUAG
Rasamsonia emersonii CBS 393.64 is the source of this 426-nucleotide messenger RNA. RefSeq names its product Conidiation protein Con-6. Gene Ontology annotation, cellular component: cytoplasm. Bases 1 to 426 code for a protein of 141 amino acids. NCBI's taxonomy places the organism in Eukaryota, Fungi, Ascomycota, Eurotiomycetes, Eurotiales, Trichocomaceae. The transcript has 5 exons. The record is from RefSeq and is a predicted model, not a curated record.